Messenger RNA from Lodderomyces jiufengensis, 558 nucleotides. It is a transcript of the gene SPC3, whose product is annotated as signal peptidase complex subunit. Lineage: Eukaryota; Fungi; Ascomycota; Pichiomycetes; Serinales; Debaryomycetaceae. Gene Ontology annotation, biological process: protein targeting to ER. The transcript has a single exon. Bases 1 to 558 code for a protein of 185 amino acids. The record is from RefSeq and is a predicted model, not a curated record. Gene Ontology annotation, cellular component: signal peptidase complex; membrane.
AUGUUUAAUUUAGUAACAAGAGUUCAAUCUGCUGCUAAUCAAUCACUAACUUCAGCAAGUAUACUAACAGGAAUUGUAAUUGUACUCACUUUACUUCAAUUGUUUAAAGAUAAUGUUUGGGGAAUAGAUACAACAACUAUUUCAAAUAUUGAAUCAAAAUCAUCAAUAAAAUAUUCAUUCCAAUACGGUUCAGUGAAUAGAAAACCAAAAGAAAAUAACAAGAUCACAUUUGAUUUAGAUACGGACUUGACAAAAUUGUUUAAUUGGAAUACAAAACAAAUAUUUAUAUAUUUAACUGCUGAGUAUCCAGGUAAGUCUCAAGGUAGCUCAAAUAAAGUUACAUUUUGGGAUAAAAUUAUUACAAAUAAAGAAGAUGCUAUAUUAAAAUUGAAAAAUCAAAGAAGUAAAUAUUCAGUUUGGGAUGUUGAAAAGGGAUUUAGAGGAAGAAACGCUACUGUUAAAUUAGAAUGGAAUAUUCAACCUCAUAUUGGACCAUUGAUAUUUGGGGAAACUUCAGGGAUUGGUUCAUUUGAAUUUCCAAAUGUAGCUAGUAAAUAA